Oreochromis aureus is the source of this 1970-nucleotide messenger RNA. RefSeq names its product ADP-ribosylation factor-like 4aa (gene arl4aa). Lineage: Eukaryota; Metazoa; Chordata; Actinopteri; Cichliformes; Cichlidae. The transcript has 3 exons. Gene Ontology annotation, biological process: vesicle-mediated transport; intracellular protein transport. Gene Ontology annotation, molecular function: GTP binding; GTPase activity. The coding region runs from base 621 to 1223 and encodes 200 amino acids. Gene Ontology annotation, cellular component: cytoplasm. The record is from RefSeq and is a predicted model, not a curated record.
CGUCUUUUUUUAGCGACUUUUUUAAGAAAAAAAGUCGCUAGGGGGUCUGAAAACUCGCUAAAUAUAGCGACAAAGUCGCUAAGUUGGCAACACUGGUCCGGAGUAAAAUGGUGCGACGGGCAGUCAGAGCAACAGGUGAUCUGCGUUCCCGGGCAGAAACGUGAUUGACAGCUGUUUUAGCCAAUCGGCUGACAGAGGAAUGAGGGCACCGGCCAAUUGCGCGGUCCCGCAGUGUCAGUAUGGGCGUUGUUCCAGGCUGGGCGCACACACAGCGGCAGUGUCAUCAGCGGUAGAUCCAUACGGGACACUGAGGACAGACGGGCAUGGUGUGUCAGUUUCUGGCGAAGGCUUUGCUGCUGUCUUUGCGGAAAUAAGAGAGGAAAAUAUACCGUGAGCUCAAUUUCAGACGCUGUAGAUGCAGAAGAGGACCGCGUUUCUGUCCAGAGAGAUUAGCUGUAUUAUCUUAUCGUCAUAUGAAGGCUGAACUGAAAGCACUAGCUGACCUUUGCACAUUCAGUACUUGGUGCCAUCAUUUUGUAAUCUAAACAGUUCUUUGGACAUCUGUUGGAUUCAGUUGGCUCUAUCCUUCCAAAUUCACCUGCCUUUCCCCAUGAGAAAAGAUGGGGAAUGGAUUUUCGGAACAACCUAGCUGCCUCGCAAACAUCCCGUUCUUCCAGUCUUUCCACAUUGCCAUUCUUGGACUAGACUCUGCUGGAAAGACCACUGUCUUGUAUAGACUGCAAUUCAAUGAGUUUGUGAACACUGUUCCCACCAAAGGUUUCAAUGCAGAGAAAGUCAGAGUACCACUGGGAGGCCAAAAGACUGUGACUUUCCACUUCUGGGACGUGGGUGGUCAGGAGAAGCUGCGCCCCCUGUGGAAGUCAUACACGAGAUGCACAGAUGGCAUCAUAUUCGUGGUGGACUCUGUGGAUGCAGAGCGCAUGGAGGAGGCCAAAACAGAGCUCCAUAAAAUCGCCAAGAGCUCUGAGAACCAGGGAGUUCCCCUGCUUGUGGUCGCCAACAAACAGGACUUGAGGCACUCUCUAGGAUUGGCUGAAAUUGAGAAACUGCUGGCUUUGAAAGAACUGGGCCCUGCCACACCCUGGCAUCUGCAGCCAGCCUGUGCCAUCAUAGGAGAAGGACUCAGGGAUGGCCUAGACAAACUCCAUGAGAUGAUACUGAAAAGGAGAAAAACGCUUCGGCAGCAAAGAAAAAAGAGAUAAACUUUUCAUGAGACAGACGUUCCUGUUGUUUCGUAUGAAGGAAACCUAAAAAAAGGAAUUUGUCCUGUUAAGCUUCAGGUUCAAAUUCGGUAUGCUGAGUUUUAUCAGUCAAAACUGAGCUUUAGGAUUCCCGGUCUAUGUUUAUGGUCUUAUGUUUAUGCUCUUGAUCAAGAAAUGCACAUAAAGGAAUGCAGUAUGAAGAUGAGAAAGUUUCAGAUAUGUGUGGAUAUGUUAUAAAGAGUUUAUAUGGAUUGCAAAGUAUUGAGGGUUUGGGGUCUGGAAGGGCGAUAGAAGUUGUUUUAAGGAUGUUUGUUCCAAACAAUAUAACCAAAAAUAAUUUAAGAGAAGACUUGGACUAGAUGAAGGGUUGUUUGGUGAACGGCUGAACAAUGAUUUAUUUUACUAUUUCAUGUGUUGUUCUGACUUGUUUUGUUGUUUUGAUUUUGUUUUGUUUUUUUUUUACACUGGACUUUGUGAAAGAAAAGUAUUAUGUUUUUAUUGUGUUAUUAUUAUUAUUAUUAUUAUUAUUAUUAUUAUUAUGCGUGUGCUUGCUGUCUUAUAUCGCUCUUUUUUUAAAGCACUUUAGGUUAUCACUUCAUAUGGAGUUUUUAAAAAGAUAAAUUUAUGUCAGAUUUUACAGAAACAUGUACAGCAAAUGCUACUGAACAGUAGUUGGUCCACAUUGGCCUCAUUGUCUUUAGACUGGUUAUGCAAUAUGUUUUAUUGAAUAAAACAUGUAGAGCAAUA